Cladocopium goreaui is the source of this 600-nucleotide messenger RNA. The record is from the annotation of a GenBank genome assembly. NCBI's taxonomy places the organism in Eukaryota, Dinophyceae, Suessiales, Symbiodiniaceae.
AUGUAUCUUUGCAGAGUUCCUGCCUAUCCACUCCAUUUGCAGCCGGAGUUUCAGAGCCACAUCAUCUACACUUCCCAUGAGUAUGAUUGGUACCUGAGUGCUCCGCAAUUCUUGCAGAUGAGAGCAGUGAACGCUUCAAUGUUCUUCUUGCAGUGCUUCUUUGCCACCUCAGCAGCGCUGCUGCUGCUGGUGCCAUUGGCAUUGAUGCUGUGCAAGCCACAGGCCUUCGGCAGUCGCGUUGGAUGCUGCAGAACACCACGGUGGAUGCGGUGCACUGUAAUGCUGCAGGUGUUGGUGGCUGUGGUGUGGGUGGCACUUUUCCAUUCGUUGCUGUUCCUCCUUGGUCGAGUGGUGGCUGAUCCCUGUGGCAAGACCGACUUCGCGGCGAGCAUCAUCUUCGGUCUCUUGUGGCUCCCUGGAUUCUGCUUGUCCCUGCGACUGCCGUGGCUGCUACUCUUACAGCUCUUGCCCCCGGCCGUCGCGGCCGACGCGCCGUCCCAAGCCACGGCACCGCCCACGCCGUCGACGGCGCCGGACAGCUGCACAGCUGAAGGUCGACAUGCCGUCGCUUGGGUGCAGAUCCUCAGAAUGCGCAUAUAG